Messenger RNA from Talaromyces atroroseus, 2781 nucleotides. RefSeq lists its product as hypothetical. NCBI's taxonomy places the organism in Eukaryota, Fungi, Ascomycota, Eurotiomycetes, Eurotiales, Trichocomaceae. Gene Ontology annotation, biological process: maturation of SSU-rRNA. The record is from RefSeq and is a predicted model, not a curated record. The coding region runs from base 1 to 2781 and encodes 926 amino acids. The transcript has 2 exons. Gene Ontology annotation, cellular component: Noc4p-Nop14p complex; nucleolus; small-subunit processome.
AUGCCGCCCUCGCAACUCAAGCAGCUGAAGGCGUCUCUGCGGGAAAGUGGCAUUAUCCGCGAACAGCAGUCCAAAAAGAAACGGCGCCAGGAUGAGAAAGACGGCGGUGCAAAGGCACGGCAGUCUCGAAUUCAGCGCAAUGCGGCAUUGCAAAAGAUUCGCGACCAAUUCAAUCCCUUUGAAAUAAAGGCGCCCUCACGGAAUGCAAAAUUCGAUGUUACGACUAGAGAUGGCUCGUCCAAGGCGGGGAACUAUGCUAGGCCUGGGGUGACGAGAUCAUUGGGAGAAGAACGAAGACGGGAAACCUUGUUGAAAGAAUUGCACAUGCGAAACAAAACUGGCGGUAUCCUGGAUAGACGGUUCGGUGAAAAUGACCCUUCGAUGACACCGGAAGAGCGGGCUGCAGAACGAUUUGCCAGGGAAAGCCAAAGGAAAAUGCGCAAGGACAAUCUGUUCAAUCUCGAGGAAGACGAUGAGGAGGAACUACAACUGACGCACGGCGGACAGUCAUUGUCGUUUGGGGAUGCUCUUGGCGGCGAUGACUUUGCAGAGAAUGAGAUCGACGAUGGAGAAUCCUCGGAAGACGAAGAAUCGAGCCGGAAACGGAAACGGGCUUUGGCUCUUGAAGAGCCCGACGACAUGGAGGGAAUGGCUUCUGAGGAUGAAGACGGCGAAGACGAGAAUGAGCCGCUGCGAAAGAAGAGUAAAGCCGAGGUUAUGAAAGAGGUCAUUGCCAAGUCAAAGCUGUACAAGUACGAGCGACAAAAAGCAAAGGAGGACGAUGAUGACCUUCGAGCAGAGCUCGAUAAGGGCCUGCCGGAUCUUUUUGAUCUUAUGCGUGGGGUUAAGCCGGCGCCGGCGCCGAAGCCUGAAGCCCCCAAGGAAGAUGCCGCCUUGAUGAACCCAGACCGCGCGGCUCUUUUGAAUGGCAAGGAUAGAUCUGAGGCAGAUCUCGAAUACGACAAGCGUCUGAAGCAGAUGGCGUACGACAAGAGAUCGGCGCCUACAGACCGCACAAAGACUGAAGAAGAAAAAGCGCAGGAAGAUGCCGAGAGGUUGCAAAAGCUGGAGGCAGAAAGACUUCGACGCAUGCGCGGUGACGAGGAGAGCGAGUCAGAGGCCGAAAAGGACAACAAGGGAGAAGAGGAAGACGACGAUGAUGAUUCGAUGCCCGAUGAUGCUAAAGCGUUUGGCCUGGCGCCAACCACGGUCGAAGCUGACGAGCGUCCUGAACUUGAUGUGGAGGAUGAAGACGACUUUAUAAUCGACGAAGACCUCGUUGAGAUGGACUCGAAUGCGGACCUUUCAUUCGACGAAAGCGAAGACGAGGAGGAGUCCGAAGAGGGCUCGGAAGAAGCAGACAGCGAGGACGAAGAGCUGAUGGAUGACGAAUUCACAAAAUCACUGAAGGGUUUGGUGGACGUAAAGUCAGCAGCUCAUGCUAAAAGUAGUACUGGCAAUGACGGCAAUGGGUUAGCAUAUACAUACCCCUGUCCUCAGAGCCACGACGAACUGCUCGCUAUUCUGAAGGACACGUCAGUGAAGGACCUACCAGUGAUUGUGCAGAGGAUUCGAGCUCUGUACCAUCCGCGAUUGCAUAGCGAGAACAAGACGAAACUCGGCAAUUUUUCCCAAGUCCUCGUUGAACAUGUCGCACACAUGGCGAAUCAGCGCGAAAGGGCAUCUUUCAACAUCAUCGAAAACACCCUCCGACACAUCCACUCCAUGGCAAAGAGCAACAGCGAACCGGUUGCUCACGCAUUCAGGGAGCAUCUGCGCACCAUGGCACUGGAGCGGCCAUUGAGCCUCCUACCGGGAGACUUGGUGAUAUUGACCGGGGUGGUGACACUAUUCCCGACCUCAGACCAUUUCCACGCAGUCGUCACGCCUGCAAACUUGUGCAUUGCGCGCUAUCUGGGCCAGAGUGUCGUUAAGAAUUUGUCCGACCUGGCGACAGGCGCAUAUCUCGCUACGCUGUCUCUUGAGUAUCAAACUCUCGCGAAGCGGUAUAUGCCCGAGUUUAUGAACUACUGUCUGAACGCACUGUGCAUUCUUUCGCCGACCAAGGUCAAUGCUAACCUGGGGUCUGUAUUCUUGCGUGACUCGAAAGAGUCGUUGCGACUAUCGUCCUUGACCAAGGACAGUGUGACCACGAAGCUCCAGUUCUGGGACAUCAUCGACGACAAUAACACCAGCGAUACACCGGCAGAAGACCUCAAGGCCAGCCUGGCCAGCACGUACGUGUCCCUUCUCGACGUCGCAUGCGAUCUGUGGAGCGACAAAUCCGCAUUCAAAGAGAUCUUCACGCCGGCACACACCAUUCUCCAACACUUGAAGAAAGCCAGCACAGCAUCCAAAACCAAGACGUUACCCCUCUACUCCCAGAUCCUCUCCACGCACACCAAACUCACCACGCUCCUCACCCAAGCCCACCACACCCGCCGCCCGCUCCUCCUACACAACCACCGGCCCCUUGCCAUCAAACAAUCCGUACCCAAAUUCGAAGAAGACUUCAACCCCGACCGACACUACGACCCGAACCGCGAGCGCGCCGAACUCAACAAACUGCGUGCCGAACACAAGCGCGAGCGCAAGGGCGCAAUGCGCGAGUUGCGCAAGGACGCCAACUUCAUUGCGCGCGAGCAGCUGCGUGACAAGAAAGAGCGCGAUGCCGCGUAUGAGAAGAAGUAUAGGAGGCUUAUUGCGGAGAUUCAGGGCGAGGAGGGCCGCGAGGCCAAGGCGUAUGAGAGGGAGAAGAAGUGGAGGCAGGGGAAGAAAUGA